AUGGUUCUCCUUAGUUCCUUGGCCGUCGUUGCCACUGUAGCCAGUCUCGCUACAAGCCAGACCACUAGCUCUGUCAACCCAAGUAGUGUUUCAGAACCGACGAGAAAGCAAUGGUGUGAAUCACAGACCUCGGCUUGUCCUCUCAUCUGCCUGCAACUGCCAGGGGCCUCGGGCAACCCCAAAGAGAACAAAUGCGACUACAAAUCCCUUGUAUACUCGUGUAUCUGCAGCAACAACCAGUCUCCCAACGCAUCUGAAUACUCCCAGACAAUCCCCUACUUUGUUUGCACUGAGCAAAACAACCAAUGCGUUAGCAACUGCGACGGUGAACAACAGUGCCAGUCUGACUGCCGCUCUAAGAACCCUUGUGGCGCUCAGGAACCUAAGCGUGUCAAUACUACCACUUCUACAGCUACCAGUACUGCUCAAGCGACGACUUCGUUGCCUCCUUUCACUGGCGUCCCGGAUAAGAAUGGGGUUGCCUCCAGGCCAUCGGCAGAUCUGAGCCACAUCUACGGUCUGGCCGUUGUGAUGGCUGGGUUCUUUGCCGGCUUUGCGACUCUUCUGUGAGAAUGACAUUGACUAAAUGACAUUGCAAGUUGGAUUGACAGCUGAACAUUCCUGGGAGCGAUGGGUCAUCGGCCAAGGCAGCAUGACGAAAUCCUUUGCCAUCACUAAUACAUUUCACCUCCAGUCAUAGCGUACGGUGUCUCUGCAUGAUUAUUCGCUAGCAUGAAGUUCUUUUUCUU
Molecule: messenger RNA, 749 nt
Organism: Aspergillus nomiae NRRL 13137
Lineage: Eukaryota; Fungi; Ascomycota; Eurotiomycetes; Eurotiales; Aspergillaceae
Exons: 3
Coding region: 1-570 (189 amino acids)
Source: RefSeq, a predicted model, not a curated record